GAGAAUAUAUUUUCUAAAUAUAUUUUUGUAGAUUCUUCCAGAAGCAAAUAUAAUAAAUAUUCAAGAAUAUGGUGAUUCGGAUAUUAUUUUCCACUACUUGUGAAGAGCUGAUGAUGGUCUAAGGUCAAGUACUAAUCAUUUUCGGUUUUGUUAAGAUCGUUUUGGGGGAGGCCUUCGUCCAGCUGUCAGUCGAGAGAUGAAAUGUCGGGGACGAAGGCUAAAGUCGUGCUGCUGCUGUGUAGACUUGCGAGCGGGAUGUUUCUUCCUGGCGAUCUUUGAAAUGUUUACGGCGGUCCUUGGCUUAAUGGUGGGCGAAGGGAGUCGUCUACUUUUGAUCGGUCGUUUUGCCUAUAUGCUGCAUUUAAUUGGGUCCCUUUUUCUGCUGAUGAGCUGUUUCUGGCAGAUCGAAAUCCUGGUGGUCAUCUAUCUGGGAGCGAAUAUCUUUCACCUGAUCUUCUGCACUGCCUUUCUCAUUGACUAUGCUUUGAGUUGCCAUUUUUGCGUAUUCGAAGUCAUCCCUUCCUGUGUGACAUUAGUUUCCAGCAUUUACUUCUGGAUGGUGGCAUUUGCCUACUUGCGACGCCUUCAAUGGAUGCACAAUCCCGAGAUCGACGACUAGGACUAUAGUUUUCUCUAUAUUCUUCUAGACUGUAUUUACAUUAGCUCUAUUUUCUAUUUGGUUUUGGCCUUAAUUUCACACUAAUUUGUACAUUUUUGCCUUUAAUGUCAAAAGACAAAGAAAACAACAAACGAAAAUUGCAGACAAAAGAGCAAAGUUCCGCAAA
Molecule: messenger RNA, 785 nt
Organism: Drosophila kikkawai
Lineage: Eukaryota; Metazoa; Arthropoda; Insecta; Diptera; Drosophilidae
Source: RefSeq, a predicted model, not a curated record